CAUCUCGGCUGUCGUUGUCUCAGCGCUGUGAGGCAGCGGCGCUGCUCCCGCCACCCGGCGCGAGGCGGAGGCGGAGGAUGUCUGCGCUCUUUCUCGCUUCCCCUGACAGGCCGGGGCUCCCCGGCUCGUCCUGAGGCGGCAGGGGGCGGCGCUGCUGGGCCGAGCGAGGCUGGGCCGGGCAGGCUCCUUCCUUCCCUCCCUCAUCCCCCCACCCCCUUCCCCACCACCACCCCCUCCCUGCGCUUCGGAACAUGGCGGCGGCGAUAACGGUGGCGAGGGAGUGAGAGGAGGGAGCCCCAGCGCCCGGCGGCCGCAGGAAGUGGAUGUGUUUCCUCUUUCAAGAUCAGCCAUUUGAGAUGCUGGUGAAGGCCACCUUUCUGGUUUGUAUAUAGCCACCUUUCUGAUAAAUUCAAAUUAGAAAAGCGGAGCCAGUUCCAGGGUGAGGACCUGUAAGAGGCAAUAUAAUGCGGAAACCAAGCCCUCAGAAAGCAAUAGACUGGAAAGAUGGCAAAAAGCACAAGUAUGGGCGCCUCUCAGAACCUCCGUCCCAGUACCAAGGUCACUUUGCCUGGGAUAGAUACUUGAAAGAGACAUGCUCCAGCCCUGCUCCUGCCCAUUGCUUCAAGCAGUCGUACACCCCACCUUCCAAUGAAUUCAAGAUCAGCAUGAAGCUAGAAGCCCAGGACCCCAGAAACACCACUUCCACUUGUAUUGCUACUGUGGUGGGAUUGACAGGUGCCCGUCUCCGAUUGCGCCUGGAUGGCAGUGAUAAUAAGAAUGACUUCUGGCGUCUGGUGGAUUCUGCAGAAAUCCAGCCUAUCGGCAACUGUGAAAAGAAUGGAGGGAUGUUGCAGCCUCCUCUAGGGUUUCGACUGAAUGCUUCCUCUUGGCCCAUGUUUCUCCUGAAGACUCUGAAUGGAGCAGAAAUGGCACCUGUUAGGAUUUUCCACAAGGAGCCACCAUCUCCAUCCCAGAAUUUCUUUAAGGUGGGGAUGAAACUGGAGGCUGUAGAUAGGAAAAACCCACAUUUCAUCUGCCCUGCCACCAUUGGUGAGGUGCGGGGUUCUGAGGUCCUCAUCACUUUUGAUGGCUGGAGGGGAGCCUUUGAUUACUGGUGCCGUUACGAUUCUCGUGACAUCUUUCCAGUUGGUUGGUGUUCACUGACUGGCGACAACCUGCAGCCCCCUGGAACGAAAGUGGUGAUUCCAAAGAGCCCAUUCCCCCCAGUGCCUGAUGUGAUCUCUGAAAAGGGCAGCAUGCACAGUGGCACAAAGACUCUCCUGGAACAUCAGCCUGGACAAAGGGGACGCAAACCUGGUCGUAAGCGAGGCCGGACGCCCAAGGCUCUGACCAACCACUCCACUCCAACCCCCUCCAAAGCUGUGGAGCCUUUGAAAUUCCCCAAGAAGAGGGGACCAAAGCCUGGCAGUAAGAGAAAACCUCGAACUUUACUAAAUCCAGCACCCACCUCCCCUACAACAAGCACUCCUGAACCUGACACUAGUACAGUACCACAGGAUGCAGCAACCAUCCCUAGCUCUGCUAUGCAGGCCCCUACAGUUUGCAUCUACUUGAAUAAAAAUGGUAGUACUGGGCCUCACCUGGACAAAAAGAAAGUCCAGCAGCUGCCUGACCAUUUUGGACCAGCUCGAGCAUCUGUGGUGCUGCAGCAAGCAGUCCAAGCUUGCAUUGAUUGUGCUUAUCAUCAGCAUACUGUCUUCUCAUUCCUGAAGCAAGGCCAUGGAGGCGAGAUCAUUUCAGCUGUGUUUGAUCAUGAGCAGCAUACUCUGACCUUACCAGCAGUCAACAGCAUCACCUAUGUCCUCCGCUUCCUUGAGAAACUCUGCCACAACCUACGUAGUGACAACCUCUUUGGGAACCAGCCAUUUACUCAGCAUCAUGUGCAGCACUCACGCGAGUACGACCACGACAGGUACCUACCAGACAGAAGCAUUUCGUUAGAUGGCUCUCUACUGGGACCAGGACGGGGUGCAAAGAGAUAUUUACAAGAUCCCCCUCCAUACAGUGCUCUCUCCCCCAAGUUACCAAAGAAUGACCAUCACCCUUUGGAAGGUGAAACGUUUGUUUUGAGCGAUGGCCUGCCAGGUCCCUUGGAGCCACGCCUAGACCCCAUGGACUCCGCCUUGAAUGCUGUCAGUGCAUCCAGUCCCAGCAGGAAUUCAAGAGACUACAGACUUCAAGGAUACAGGCACCUUCACCAGCCCUCCAGUCUUUCUCAGUGCAGUACCUCUGCCUUGCAUAGACUUAGUGCUGGGGGCUCUGACAGAUACCUUGCUCCUCGAGACACCUCACGGUUGGGCAGCCGAGACCCAUCUGGCUGGACAGUGGAAGAUGUCAUGCAGUUUGUGAGGGAAGCUGACCCACAACUGGGACCCCACGCAGACCUCUUCCGAAAGCAUGAGAUUGACGGCAAGGCCUUGCUCUUGUUGCGCAGCGAUAUGAUGAUGAAGUACAUGGGCUUGAAGCUUGGGCCAGCACUGAAACUCACCUACCACAUUGACAAGUUAAAGCAGGGCAAGUUCUGAAAAUGAAUCCUCCUGGUGCAGUCUUGGCCAAAGUGGCGCUCUCA
Messenger RNA from Zootoca vivipara (common lizard), 2590 nucleotides. NCBI's taxonomy places the organism in Eukaryota, Metazoa, Chordata, Lepidosauria, Squamata, Lacertidae. The record is from RefSeq and is a predicted model, not a curated record.